Messenger RNA from Nasonia vitripennis (jewel wasp), 3192 nucleotides. It is a transcript of the gene Rbpn-5, whose product is annotated as rab GTPase-binding effector protein 1. The transcript has 8 exons. Gene Ontology annotation, molecular function: metal ion binding; growth factor activity; GTPase activator activity. The coding region runs from base 796 to 2583 and encodes 595 amino acids. Gene Ontology annotation, cellular component: intracellular membrane-bounded organelle. Gene Ontology annotation, biological process: endocytosis. The record is from RefSeq and is a predicted model, not a curated record. NCBI's taxonomy places the organism in Eukaryota, Metazoa, Arthropoda, Insecta, Hymenoptera, Pteromalidae.
UUGCCAGACGAGUGCGACAGCUCGCGGACGAAGUCUCAGUAGUAUUGGCUGUGCACUGUACAGUCCGUCUCUUGUGCCGCUGAGAAAAGUGAGGUUAAGUAUAGUCGCACUAUCCCCAAGAGAGAGAGAGAGAGAGAGAGAGAGAGAGAGAGAGAGGGAGGGAGAGGAACGAUGUUCGUCUCUCGACGCGGUGUCCAUUUCAUUUUAUCCACCGCAUGACUCACACCUUUUGCUGAUCUCCGCAAGUUAAUCUUUUUCACGCGCGCAGCUCUCCUCGCAUCGUCAACGCCAACUGUCGCAUCAGCGAGUUUUCGCAAAUCGCGCGUCCUUGACACAUCGACCCAUCCGACACCGUGUGAUGCAUUAAGACGCUCGCCAAAAGUACUCGGUUACAACUUACUUAGGUACUUGCCUUGUGUAAUACCGCAAGGCACUGGGUCAUCUUAUAUCGCACACCGAAGAGACAAGGGAAAGAAGCCCAGGCAGCAGCUGCUCGAGGAAGAUGCCAAGCAGCCCCUUCGCCGCCACUGCCUGUACGCGAGACCUCCGCUGCCGGGAGCGAUGACUCUGAGCGACGUCGUCGUGGGCUAUGCGUGUCCCUGAAAGGAAGCCAACACGAUGAGUCGUCGAGUGACUGCUGCUUUUUCAAGCUCCAGGAACACGGUACUCGAGUAGCCAGCAGGAGAACGAAGCCUGUACCUGCUUUGCAUCGACAGAUUCAAAGGAUUCCUACGAUCCACUAUAGUGCCAUCACUUUUUGACUAGAUCUUCUAUAGAUAUUUUUAAGGCGCAAACAUGGAGUCAACGGAGUCAGGAGCACAGCCAGAUCAAGAUACCAAAGAGGAAACUGAAAACGCUCCUGAUGCUACGGAAGAUGUACAUGAAAAGGUAAAGAGGUUGGAAGCCAUGAAAAAUCAAAUGCGUGAAGAGUUUGAUGUUCAAAGAGCCAAAAUGAAAGAAUUAUUUUUGCAAAAAGAAGAAGAUGCAAAGAAACAAAUGGAAGAGAAUUCAAAGCUACAGGAAGAGAAUUCUAAACUACAGCAUGAAUUGAAUGAAGUCAAGAGUCAAUUGCUGAUAGUUGACAUAAAAACCCAAAAUGAUAUUGAUCUGGAAAAGCGUAAAGCUGAAGAUGAAAUAGCUUCUUUGCAACAAAUAAUUACAUCUACUGUUCAGGAUUCUUCAACAACGAGAAAAGAAUAUGAGAGUAGAAUUAGUAAACUCAAAGAGGAAAAUAAUAAUUUAAGGUUACAACUGAUGCAGAGUUCAAGUCUUGAUGGACCUCAAAUUUCUUUGUCAACAAUGACAAAGUCAUUAGCAAAAAAAGUAGCAUCUCAGUUAGGUGCUGAUUCGUUAUCUCUUGGUUCUGAGAAUGAAGAUAGCUCAUCAAAAAGUAAAAGACAUGCUGAUGAAGAUGCUGAAGUAUUACGUUCACUGGUUGUGCCGUUAGAAGAAGAAAUUACAGCUUUAAAAGAAAAAUUAAGGACGACAGAUGACGAAUUGCAAAAGUAUAAAGAGAAAGAGGAGCAAACACAUAAUAAACAAUUAAAGGCGAAAGAAUCUGGUUCUUGGGAAAAUACGUGUGAUAUGUGUUCUAAUUACGAAGCUCAACUCCAAAGAAUGCAAAUGGAAGCUAAAGAUCUUAAAAAGCAGCUCCAAGAAACUGAACAAAUGUUACAAAGUCAAAAACAAGAUUUAGCUAAGGAAGUUGAAUUUCGUAAAGGUAUGGAAGAAAAAUGGAAUGAAAAGAAAGAAGAACACAAGGCUGAAGUGACGAAUCUUACCUCGUCGGUAAAAUUAGCAAAGCAAACUAUUGACGAAUUAAAGCAACAGUAUAACCAAACAAAAGAAAGUGUGACAAAAGAAUUAUCGCGGUUGACAAAAGAAAGAGAAGAAGUGCAAAAACAUUUAGAACAACUCCAAAAUCAAAAUGAAUACCUGAUGGGCAAGCACAGUAAAAAUUCUGAACACUAUCAGUAUGAGCAUAUAAAUAUGCCAAAUAAUGUGGAAGAAUUGCACGUCAGUAUCCUUCAAAUUCGUGAAGAGUUAAUUGUGGCUACCAUUGCUAAAGAAGAAGCCGAAAGGAAGUGCAGAUCACUAGAGUGUGAACUUGAAUUGUUGCAUGAUCAAAUAGAACAAGAUAAUCAUGAAAAAGAAAAGAAAGAAGCUGAACUCCAAAGUAUGAUUGAAAGUGCAUCUAAAACAGAUUUAGUUGUAGCAGAAUUAAAACAACAAAUAACAAAUCUGCAGCAAGAGUUGAAUACAGGUGAACAAACUCAAAAGGAUUUCGUUCGUCUUACUCAAUCAUUGCAGGUUCAACUUCAAAAAAUUAGAGAUUCGGAAAAAGAAGUUAGGUGGCAGUAUGAAGAUGAUGUUGACGAAUGUCCAACAUGUCACACAACUUUCACACUAGCAAAAAAGAAAGAUAAGAUGCAUUGUCGACAUUGUGGUCAAAUUUUCUGUCAGUCGUGCCUAAAUAAUGUUGUAAAAAGUGGACCAAAGCAAAGACCAUCAAGAGUAUGUAAUGUAUGCCACACUCUGUUGGUGCAGGAAACUGCUCCGUAUUUCAGUCGAGAUCCUCCCUAAACGUUCACAAAAACCAAUCUGCUGGACUUAGUUAGCUAAACAAGUGCAAUAUCUUUUCAAAGGAGCUAGACCAGAUAACGAUUUUGGAGAAAUCUGAUAAGAACGAGUUAUUUUUAAACUUCAUGCAUCAUUUCCUUUUCUUUCAAAGUACUGUUAAUAUCGACUAAUAAAGUUAAUUUAAUAUUAAAAAGUAAAUAUUUUAAGCGUUUUAAAAGUCACGAUUUCAUGAAAAUAUAUGAAAAACACAUUACUAAAUAAUUGAAAUAAUUGCAAAAAUGUUGGAAUAUAAAUUAUUUUGCAUCAUAGGACCAUUCAAACCAACUAAAGAGAAGCUAAAAUAUCUAUUUUUCAUAUAUUUUCAUAGUUAUUUCGAAAAUUCUUGGAUUGUACAGUGAAUUAGGUAUCAAUCGAGUUUGUGAAAAUUUUGGACGACAAAGUAUAAUAUACGACUUCUUAAUAUUAUUAAAAAUAAAAAAUAAAUAAAUAAUAGGUUUAUUCUGAUUAUCUGACAGAGUCAAGUGAUAAAAAUAAUUGUCAAGUAUCUUGUAAAUAUGAGACUGUACUAAUUAAGGCUUAAUGUCGUUUGAAAGAUUAAAGCUUUUAAAUGUA